AUGUCCAAGUAUUUGACGGGGCUUGGUCUGAUUGGUCGCAGUGGAGUCAGUGUUCUAACACUUGUGGACCCGGCCAGGAAACUAGAACGAGAACUUGUACAAAUCCGGCCCCAGAGCAUGGAGGCAAACCCUGUCCUGGGGAUGACUCUGAAAGCCGCCCCUGCAUUGGGUGUCCAGUUGACGGGGCUUGGUCUGAUUGGUCGCAGUGGAGUCAGUGUUCUAACACUUGUGGACCCGGCCAGGAAACUAGAACGAGAACUUGUACAAAUCCGGCCCCAGAGCAUGGAGGCAAACCCUGUCCUGGGGAUGACUCUGAAAGCCGCCCCUGCAUUGGGUGUCCAGUUGACGGGGCUUGGUCUGAUUGGUCGCAGUGGAGUCAGUGUUCUAACACUUGUGGACCCGGCCAGGAAACUAGAACGAGAACUUGUACAAAUCCGGCCCCAGAGCAUGGAGGCAAACCCUGUCCUGGGGAUGACUCUGAAAGCCGCCCCUGCAUUGGGUGUCCAGUUGACGGGGCUUGGUCUGAUUGGUCGCAGUGGAGUCAGUGUUCUAACACUUGUGGACCCGGCCAGGAAACUAGAACGAGAACUUGUACAAAUCCGGCCCCAGAGCAUGGAGGCAAACCCUGUCCUGGGGAUGACUCUGAAAGCCGCCCCUGCAUUGGGUGUCCAGUUGACGGGGCUUGGUCUGAUUGGUCGCAGUGGAGUCAGUGUUCUAACACUUGUGGACCCGGCCAGGAAACUAGAACGAGAACUUGUACAAAUCCGGCCCCAGAGCAUGGAGGCAAACCCUGUCCUGGGGAUGACUCUGAAAGCCGCCCCUGCAUUGGGUGUCCAGUUGACGGGGCUUGGUCUGAUUGGUCGCAGUGGAGUCAGUGUUCUAACACUUGUGGACCCGGCCAGGAAACUAGAACGAGAACUUGUACAAAUCCGGCCCCAGAGCAUGGAGGCAAACCCUGUCCUGGGGAUGACUCUGAAAGCCGCCCCUGCAUUGGGUGUCCAGUUGACGGGGCUUGGUCUGAUUGGUCGCAGUGGAGUCAGUGUUCUAACACUUGUGGACCCGGCCAGGAAACUAGAACGAGAACUUGUACAAAUCCGGCCCCAGAGCAUGGAGGCAAACCCUGUCCUGGGGAUGACUCUGAAAGCCGCCCCUGCAUUGGGUGUCCAGUUGACGGGGCUUGGUCUGAUUGGUCGCAGUGGAGUCAGUGUUCUAACACUUGUGGACCCGGCCAGGAAACUAGAACGAGAACUUGUACAAAUCCGGCCCCAGAGCAUGGAGGCAAACCCUGUCCUGGGGAUGACUCUGAAAGCCGCCCCUGCAUUGGGUGUCCAGUUGACGGGGCUUGGUCUGAUUGGUCGCAGUGGAGUCAGUGUUCUAACACUUGUGGACCCGGCCAGGAAACUAGAACGAGAACUUGUACAAAUCCGGCCCCAGAGCAUGGAGGCAAACCCUGUCCUGGGGAUGACUCUGAAAGCCGCCCCUGCAUUGGGUGUCCAGUUGACGGGGCUUGGUCUGAUUGGUCGCAGUGGAGUCAGUGUUCUAACACUUGUGGACCCGGCCAGGAAACUAGAACGAGAACUUGUACAAAUCCGGCCCCAGAGCAUGGAGGCAAACCCUGUCCUGGGGAUGACUCUGAAAGCCGCCCCUGCAUUGGGUGUCCAGUUGACGGGGCUUGGUCUGAUUGGUCGCAGUGGAGUCAGUGUUCUAACACUUGUGGACCCGGCCAGGAAACUAGAACGAGAACUUGUACAAAUCCGGCCCCAGAGCAUGGAGGCAAACCCUGUCCUGGGGAUGACUCUGAAAGCCGCCCCUGCAUUGGGUGUCCAGUUGACGGGGCUUGGUCUGAUUGGUCGCAGUGGAGUCAGUGUUCUAACACUUGUGGACCCGGCCAGGAAACUAGAACGAGAACUUGUACAAAUCCGGCCCCAGAGCAUGGAGGCAAACCCUGUCCUGGGGAUGACUCUGAAAGCCGCCCCUGCAUUGGGUGUCCAGUUGACGGGGCUUGGUCUGAUUGGUCGCAGUGGAGUCAGUGUUCUAACACUUGUGGACCCGGCCAGGAAACUAGAACGAGAACUUGUACAAAUCCGGCCCCAGAGCAUGGAGGCAAACCCUGUCCUGGGGAUGACUCUGAAAGCCGCCCCUGCAUUGGGUGUCCAGUUGACGGGGCUUGGUCUGAUUGGUCGCAGUGGAGUCAGUGUUCUAACACUUGUGGACCCGGCCAGGAAACUAGAACGAGAACUUGUACAAAUCCGGCCCCAGAGCAUGGAGGCAAACCCUGUCCUGGGGAUGACUCUGAAAGCCGCCCCUGCAUUGGGUGUCCAGUUGACGGGGCUUGGUCUGAUUGGUCGCAGUGGAGUCAGUGUUCUAACACUUGUGGACCCGGCCAGGAAACUAGAACGAGAACUUGUACAAAUCCGGCCCCAGAGCAUGGAGGCAAACCCUGUCCUGGGGAUGACUCUGAAAGCCGCCCCUGCAUUGGGUGUCCAGUUGACGGGGCUUGGUCUGAUUGGUCGCAGUGGAGUCAGUGUUCUAACACUUGUGGACCCGGCCAGGAAACUAGAACGAGAACUUGUACAAAUCCGGCCCCAGAGCAUGGAGGCAAACCCUGUCCUGCGGAUGACUCUGAAAGCCGCCCCUGCAUUGGGUGUCCAGUUGACGGGGCUUGGUCUGAUUGGUCGCAGUGGAGUCAGUGUUCUAACACUUGUGGACCCGGCCAGGAAACUAGAACGAGAACUUGUACAAAUCCGGCCCCAGAGCAUGGAGGCAAACCCUGUCCUGCGGAUGACUCUGAAAGCCGCCCCUGCAUUGGGUGUCCAGUUGACGGGGCUUGGUCUGAUUGGUCGCAGUGGAGUCAGUGUUCUAACACUUGUGGACCCGGCCAGGAAACUAGAACGAGAACUUGUACAAAUCCGGCCCCAGAGCAUGGAGGCAAACCCUGUCCUGCGGAUGACUCUGAAAGCCGCCCCUGCAUUGGGUGUCCAGUUGACGGGGCUUGGUCUGAUUGGUCGCAGUGGAGUCAGUGUUCUAACACUUGUGGACCCGGCCAGGAAACUAGAACGAGAACUUGUACAAAUCCGGCCCCAGAGCAUGGAGGCAAACCCUGUCCUGGGGAUGACUCUGAAAGCCGCCCCUGCAUUGGGUGUCCAGUUGACGGGGCUUGGUCUGAUUGGUCGCAGUGGAGUCAGUGUUCUAACACUUGUGGACCCGGCCAGGAAACUAGAACGAGAACUUGUACAAAUCCGGCCCCAGAGCAUGGAGGCAAACCCUGUCCUGGGGAUGACUCUGAAAGCCGCCCCUGCAUUGGGAGGCAAAGUGGUAACGCCAUGGUCCAGCUGGGGAAGCUGCUCAGUGUCUUGUGGAGAUGGAACGCAGACCAGAUCCAGAGCCUGUGACCUGACAACUGACGAAGCAGCUCGAUAUAACUGUCACUUCAAAGAACAGCAGCAACAACCCUGCUCGAAGCCGCCUUGUCCAAUUGACGGGGCUUGGUCUGAUUGGUCGCAGUGGAGUCAGUGUUCUAACACUUGUGGACCCGGCCAGGAAACUAGAACGAGAACUUGUACAAAUCCGGCCCCAGAGCAUGGAGGCAAACCCUGUCCUGGGGAUGACUCUGAAAGCCGCCCCUGCAUUGGGUGUCCAGUUGACGGGGCUUGGUCUGAUUGGUCGCAGUGGAGUCAGUGUUCUAACACUUGUGGACCCGGCCAGGAAACUAGAACGAGAACUUGUACAAAUCCGGCCCCAGAGCAUGGAGGCAAACCCUGUCCUGGGGAUGACUCUGAAAACCGCCCCUGCAUUGGGUGUCCAGGAGGCAAAGUGGUAACGCCAUGGUCCAGCUGGGGAAGCUGCUCAGUGUCUUGUGGAGAUGGAACGCAGACCAGAUCCAGAGCCUGUGACCUGACAACUGACGAAGCAGCGCGAUAUAACUGUCACUUCAAAGAACAGCAGCAACAACCCUGCUCGAAGCCGCCUUGUCCAAUUGACGGGGCUUGGUCUGAUUGGUCGCAGUGGAGUCAGUGUUCUAACACUUGUGGACCCGGCCAGGAAACUAGAACGAGAACUUGUACAAAUCCGGCCCCAGAGCAUGGAGGCAAACCCUGUCCUGGGGAUGACUCUGAAAACCGCCCCUGCAUUGGGUGUCCAGGAGGCAAAGUGGUAACGCCAUGGUCCAGCUGGGGAAGCUGCUCAGUGUCUUGUGGAGAUGGAACGCAGACCAGAUCCAGAGCCUGUGACCUGACAACUGACGAAGCAGCGCGAUAUAACUGUCACUUCAAAGAACAGCAGCAACAACCCUGCUCGAAGCCGCCUUGUCCAAUUGACGGGGCUUGGUCUGAUUGGUCGCAGUGGAGUCAGUGUUCUAACACUUGUGGACCCGGCCAGGAAACUAGAACGAGAACUUGUACAAAUCCGGCCCCAGAGCAUGGAGGCAAACCCUGUCCUGGGGAUGACUCUGAAAACCGCCCCUGCAUUGGGUGUCCAGGAGGCAAAGUGGUAACGCCAUGGUCCAGCUGGGGAAGCUGCUCAGUGUCUUGUGGAGAUGGAACGCAGACCAGAUCCAGAGCCUGUGACCUGACAACUGACGAAGCAGCGCGAUAUAACUGUCACUUCAAAGAACAGCAGCAACAACCCUGCUCGAAGCCGCCUUGUCCAAUUGACGGGGCUUGGUCUGAUUGGUCGCAGUGGAGUCAGUGUUCUAACACUUGUGGACCCGGCCAGGAAACUAGAACGAGAACUUGUACAAAUCCGGCCCCAGAGCAUGGAGGCAAACCCUGUCCUGGGGAUGACUCUGAAAACCGCCCCUGCAUUGGGUGUCCAGGAGGCAAAGUGGUAACGCCAUGGUCCAGCUGGGGAAGCUGCUCAGUGUCUUGUGGAGAUGGAACGCAGACCAGAUCCAGAGCCUGUGACCUGACAACUGACGAAGCAGCGCGAUAUAACUGUCACUUCAAAGAACAGCAGCAACAACCCUGCUCGAAGCCGCCUUGUCCAAUUGACGGGGCUUGGUCUGAUUGGUCGCAGUGGAGUCAGUGUUCUAACACUUGUGGACCCGGCCAGGAAACUAGAACGAGAACUUGUACAAAUCCGGCCCCAGAGCAUGGAGGCAAACCCUGUCCUGGGGAUGACUCUGAAAACCGCCCCUGCAUUGGGUGUCCAGGAGGCAAAGUGGUAACGCUAUGGUCCAGCUGGGGAAGCUGCUCAGUGUCUUGUGGAGAUGGAACGCAGACCAGAUCCAGAGCCUGUGACCUGACAACUGACGAAGCAGCGCGAUAUAACUGUCACUUCAAAGAACAGCAGCAACAACCCUGCUCGAAGCCGCCUUGUCCAAUUGACGGGGCUUGGUCUGAUUGGUCGCAGUGGAGUCAGUGUUCUAACACUUGUGGACCCGGCCAGGAAACUAGAACGAGAACUUGUACAAAUCCGGCCCCAGAGCAUGGAGGCAAACCCUGUCCUGGGGAUGACUCUGAAAACCGCCCCUGCAUUGGGUGUCCAGGAGGCAAAGUGGUAACGCCAUGGUCCAGCUGGGGAAGCUGCUCAGUGUCUUGUGGAGAUGGAACGCAGACCAGAUCCAGAGCCUGUGACCUGACAACUGACGAAGCAGCGCGAUAUAACUGUCACUUCAAAGAACAGCAGCAACAACCCUGCUCGAAGCCGCCUUGUCCAAUUGACGGGGCUUGGUCUGAUUGGUCGCAGUGGAGUCAGUGUUCUAACACUUGUGGACCCGGCCAGGAAACUAGAACGAGAACUUGUACAAAUCCGGCCCCAGAGCAUGGAGGCAAACCCUGUCCUGGGGAUGACUCUGAAAACCGCCCCUGCAUUGGGUGUCCAGGAGGCAAAGUGGUAACGCCAUGGUCCAGCUGGGGAAGCUGCUCAGUGUCUUGUGGAGAUGGAACGCAGACCAGAUCCAGAGCCUGUGACCUGACAACUGACGAAGCAGCGCGAUAUAACUGUCACUUCAAAGAACAGCAGCAACAACCCUGCUCGAAGCCGCCUUGUCCAAUUGACGGGGCUUGGUCUGAUUGGUCGCAGUGGAGUCAGUGUUCUAACACUUGUGGACCCGGCCAGGAAACUAGAACGAGAACUUGUACAAAUCCGGCCCCAGAGCAUGGAGGCAAACCCUGUCCUGGGGAUGACUCUGAAAACCGCCCCUGCAUUGGGUGUCCAGGAGGCAAAGUGGUAACGCCAUGGUCCAGCUGGGGAAGCUGCUCAGUGUCUUGUGGAGAUGGAACGCAGACCAGAUCCAGAGCCUGUGACCUGACAACUGACGAAGCAGCGCGAUAUAACUGUCACUUCAAAGAACAGCAGCAACAACCCUGCUCGAAGCCGCCUUGUCCAAUUGACGGGGCUUGGUCUGAUUGGUCGCAGUGGAGUCAGUGUUCUAACACUUGUGGACCCGGCCAGGAAACUAGAACGAGAACUUGUACAAAUCCGGCCCCAGAGCAUGGAGGCAAACCCUGUCCUGGGGAUGACUCUGAAAACCGCCCCUGCAUUGGGUGUCCAGGAGGCAAAGUGGUAACGCCAUGGUCCAGCUGGGGAAGCUGCUCAGUGUCUUGUGGAGAUGGAACGCAGACCAGAUCCAGAGCCUGUGACCUGACAACUGACGAAGCAGCGCGAUAUAACUGUCACUUCAAAGAACAGCAGCAACAACCCUGCUCGAAGCCGCCUUGUCCAAUUGACGGGGCUUGGUCUGAUUGGUCGCAGUGGAGUCAGUGUUCUAACACUUGUGGACCCGGCCAGGAAACUAGAACGAGAACUUGUACAAAUCCGGCCCCAGAGCAUGGAGGCAAACCCUGUCCUGGGGAUGACUCUGAAAACCGCCCCUGCAUUGGGUGUCCAGGAGGCAAAGUGGUAACGCCAUGGUCCAGCUGGGGAAGCUGCUCAGUGUCUUGUGGAGAUGGAACGCAGACCAGAUCCAGAGCCUGUGACCUGACAACUGACGAAGCAGCGCGAUAUAACUGUCACUUCAAAGAACAGCAGCAACAACCCUGCUCGAAGCCGCCUUGUCCAAUUGACGGGGCUUGGUCUGAUUGGUCGCAGUGGAGUCAGUGUUCUAACACUUGUGGACCCGGCCAGGAAACUAGAACGAGAACUUGUACAAAUCCGGCCCCAGAGCAUGGAGGCAAACCCUGUCCUGGGGAUGACUCUGAAAACCGCCCCUGCAUUGGGUGUCCAGGAGGCAAAGUGGUAACGCCAUGGUCCAGCUGGGGAAGCUGCUCAGUGUCUUGUGGAGAUGGAACGCAGACCAGAUCCAGAGCCUGUGACCUGACAACUGACGAAGCAGCGCGAUAUAACUGUCACUUCAAAGAACAGCAGCAACAACCCUGCUCGAAGCCGCCUUGUCCAAGUAUGAAUUGA
Molecule: messenger RNA, 7347 nt
Organism: Magallana angulata
Lineage: Eukaryota; Metazoa; Mollusca; Bivalvia; Ostreida; Ostreidae
Product: SCO-spondin-like
Exons: 45
Coding region: 1-7347 (2448 amino acids)
Source: RefSeq, a predicted model, not a curated record